Molecule: messenger RNA, 4866 nt
Organism: Sus scrofa (pig)
Lineage: Eukaryota; Metazoa; Chordata; Mammalia; Artiodactyla; Suidae
Source: RefSeq, a predicted model, not a curated record
AUGGCUGAGGACACAGAGGAAUCUGCAGGUAAGCAUGAUCAGCUCCUGAGUAGUCAGGUGUUUUGUGUCUAUGUGGCCAUAGGCCCGUGUGAGGUGGGGAAUGAGACUUUUGGAGACAUCAAUCUCACUCUCGGCUUGCUGAACAAAGAAGAUAACAUUAGCAAGGAAGACAUUUACGGUCAUCUCACUUCCGUUAUUCAGAAUUCCGACAUCUUGGAUGAUGCAAUUGUCCAAAGACUGAUUUUUUAUGCUUCUAAGGACAUGAGAGACAACAAUAUCCUCAGGGAAAUCAGAAUGCUAGCAGGUGAGGUGCUGGUGUCUCUUGCUGCACAUGAUUUCAACUCGGUGAUGUAUGAAGUACAAAGUAACUUCAGGAUCCUGGAGCUACCAAAUGAAUUCAUCGUGCUUGCCCUGGCUGAACUGGCAACCAGCUACGUGUCUCAGAGCAUCCCCUUCAUGAUGAUGACCCUGCUCACCAUGCAAACCAUGCUCAGGCUGGCCGAGGAGGAGAGGAUGAGGGGAGCUUUCUGUCUUGCCCUUGAGAAGUUCAGCAAAGCCAUUUACAAGUACGUCAACCACUGGAGAGACUUCCCAUAUCCCAGAUUGGAUGCCAACCGGCUCUCUGACAAGAUCUUCAUGCUGUUCCGCUACAUCAUGGACAAGUGGGCCCCCACGACCUCGCCCACGCAGACUUUGGCCAUCGUGAAGGCUCAUGGCCCCACAGUGAGCCUACUGCUCCAUCGGGAAGACCUCUGUGAAUACGCCCUGGGCCAGGUCCCCUGGCUCCUGAAGCAGUAUAAAGACAAAGAGAUUGAUUUCCACGUCACUCAGAGCCUAAGACAAAUAUUGACCGCAGCGGUCCUUUACAACGUUAUCCUUCCAAAAGCCUUGAAGAAAACCAUCUUUAUCAAUUUACUCCAGCAGGUGUGCAGAGUUCCAGAACCUCCAGUGAAAGAAAAUGAAAUCAAAGCUUCAAGCUGUUUCCUCAUUCUAGCGCGUUCCAGCCCUGCAGACCUGAUGGAAUUUUUUGAUGAACAAAUGAGAAGUAAUAAUGAAGCCAUUCGAGUGGGAAUCUUGUCUUUGUUAAGAUCGGCUGUCAGUGACGAGGAGCACAAGUUGAGAGAGCACAUCACUUCAAUUGAAAGAACAGUCAAAGUCGUCCUGGGUGACCUCAGUAUUAAAGUGAGGAAUUCCACUCUCCUCCUCAUCCAGACCAUGUGUGAAAGAUGCUACAUUGAAGCCCGGGAAGGCUGGCCACUCAUUGACUACAUCUUCUCCCAGUUUGCGAUGUCCAACAAGAAUCUGGAGAAACCAAUAAAACCUAAUUCUGAGGAGCAUGAAAUGGGAGAGAAAUCUGUCCGAGAAACAAGCCUGGAGGUUUUAAAAACCCUGGAUCCACUGGUCAUUGGAAUGCCUCAGGUGCUGUGGCCAAGAAUCCUGACUUUUGUGGUCCCUGAGGAAUAUACAGGAACUUUGCAAUACCUGUUUAAUAUCAUCAGAAUUCUGUUUAUGGCAGAGGAGAGGAAGAAGAAGAAUGCCAAGGAGUCAACAGCACUUGUGAUCUCUACAGGAGCUGUGAAACUUCCUUCACCACAACAGCUACUGGCCAGACUUCUGGUAAUAUCUAUGCUUGCCAGUUUAGGGAAUUUAUGUGGAGCUGGUGCCAUAGGACUCUUGAAGAUAUUGCCUGAGAUAAUUCACCCCAAUUUGGUAGAGCUGUGGAAUACACGCAUACCUGAGCUCCUGCAGCCUCUGGAAGGAAAGAACACUAGUAUUGUGCUAUGGGAGACCAUGCUGCUACAGUUGCUCAAAGAAUCAUUACGGAAGAUCAGUGACAUCGCCUGGACCAUUCAACUGAGUCGGGAUUUCAACCAGCAAAUGGACAGUUACGACAACACCUCUGUUGAGAAGAAAUUCCUUUGGAAAGCCUUGGGAACUACCUUAGCCUCCUGCCAAGAUACAGACUUCGUAAGCACACAGAUUAAGGAAUUUCUGAUUGCCCCAAACCACCUGGGGGAUCAACGACAGGGAACGACAUCCAUUUUAGGCUACUGUGCCGAGAACCACUUUGAAGUAGUUUUAAAAGUUCUUAAAACAUUCCAAGAUCGGGAAAAGUUUUUCAUGAAUCGAUGUAAGGGUAUUUUUUCAGGGAAAAAGAGCCUGACCAAGACUGACGUCAUGGUUAUCUACGGAGCCGUGGCCCUCCACGCUCCCAAGAGUCAGCUCCUCGCAAGGCUUGAUCAGGACAUUGUGUCCCAAGUCCUGUUUCUCUACGGCCAGUGCUCUCAGGUUCUGGGCGUGUCUGUGAUGAGCAAGGACAUGGAUCUGCAAAUGAGUUUCACAAGAAGCAUCACGGAGAUUGGCAUUGCUGUCCAAGAUGCUGAGGAUGGGAAAUUCAAGUUUUCCUACAAGGAAGUGCUGCUAGGUUACCUGCUAGAUUUCAUCAGGGAUGAGCCCCUGGACUCCUUAGCUAGCCCUGUUCGGUGGAAAGCCCUAAUCGCCAUCAGGUACCUCAGUAAACUGAGACCCCAGCUCUCACUGAAUGACCAUCUUAACAUUCUUGAGGAGAACAUUCGGAGGCUACUGCCCCUUCCACCUUUGGAAAAACUCAAAAAUGAGGGCGAGACGGACAAGGACAAGGAGCACAUUCAUUUUCUCUACGAAAGAUCCAUGGAUGCUCUGGGGAGGCUGCUGAGGACCAUGAUGUGGGAUACUGUGAAAGCAGAGGACUGUCAAGAAAUGUUCAAUCUUCUUCGGAUGUGGCUUGUUUCACAAAAGGAGUGGGAAAGAGAAAGAGCCUUCCAGAUCUCUGCAAAGGUGCUGACAAACGAUAUUGAGGCACCAGAAAACUUUAAAAUCGGCUCACUCCUUGGCCUCCUGGCUCCUCACUCCUGUGACACCCUGCCCUCCAUCCGCCAAGCGGCUGCUAGUUCGGCUAUAGGUCUGUUCUGCAUAAAAGGCAUUCACCUGGAGGUGGAAAGACUGCAGGAUUUGCAGGAAAGGCUGCAGUGUGACGAUGCGGAGAUCCAGAUCAAGAUUUCCUCUAAAAUAGCAAAGAUAGUCAGUAAGCUCAUCCCAAGUGAAGAAAUGCUGAUGUUCCUGGAGGAAACCCUAGAUGGUCUGGAGAGCCUCAACCCCACGUGUACAAAGGCCUGUGGCAUCUGGAUGAUCACUGCCCUGAAGGAGCAGGGAGCUACUUUGGAAGAUCAGCUGUUGGAAAUCUUGAGCAUAAUAUACCAUCACAUGCCGGUUCUCAGACAAAAGGAGGAAAGUUUUCAGUUUGUGCUAGAAGCCAUCUCCCAGAUAGCCAGCUUUCACAUGGAUGUCGUUGUUGCCAACCUUUUACAGAAGCCUCUGCCCUUUGACAGGGACACAAAGACACUGUGGAAGGCUCUGGCUGAGAACCCAGCCUCCAGUGGCAAACUCUUAAGAGCCUUAAUAGAUAAACUGGAGAAUGGGUUAGAAGAUGACCUGGCCGGGAUAGAUGCAAUUUCCGUGGCCUGUGCCAUGCAUGAGAUGGUGUCGACGGGCACCUCUGUCACAAGCUUGUACCCAGAGCUGUUCGUUCUUCUCCUGAAGCUGGUCAGCUGCACACUGGGCCAGACCAUGCCCACUUCGACCUUAAGCCACAGGCGGCGGGUGAUGCCAGGGGAGCGGCAGCAGAUUGCAGACCCCUGCAGGCUCUCGACUAUGACUCUGAAGUGUGUGCAGGCCCAGGCCAUGCGAGAAGGUUUUGCCAAAGAAUCUGACGAGGGGGACAAUGUUUGGACACUCCUCAGCAAUCCCAGUACCCACCACAUAGGAGUCUGUGCACUGGCCAGGAGCAUGGCAGUGUGGCAACACGGGGUCAUUCUGGACAUCAUGGACCAACUUCUCUCAUCCCUGACCUCCUCCUCGGAGAACUACCGGAUAACGGGCACAGCUUUCUUCUCUGAGCUCAUGAAGGAGCCAAUCCUUUGGAAGCACUGGCAUCUCCGGGACGUGUUGAUCCUGAUGGAUCAGAGUGCCUGGGACUCCAACGCCAUCCUGAGGCAAAUGGCCAUUCGGGGGCUCGGGAAUACGGCUUCCGGGGCCCCUCACAAGGUGAAGAAGCAUAAGCAGAUAAUACUAGAAUCCGUCAUCAGAGGUCUCUAUCACCUGGCCCGCACCGAGGUUGUCUGUGAAAGCUUGAAGGCUCUAAAGAAGAUCCUGGAGCUGCUCACAGACCGGGAUGUGAGCUUCUACUUCAAAGAAAUAGUGCUGCAAACAAGAACCUUCUUUGAAGAUGAGCAGGAUGAUGUGAGACUGACUGCCAUCUUCUUAUUUGAGAAUCUGGCAUCCCUAACAGGAAGAAGGUGGAAGAUUUUUUUUGCUGAAGAAAUAAAAAAGAGCAUGGUUUCAUUCCUUCUCCACCUCUGGGAUCCCAAUCCCAAGAUUGGAACUGCUUGCCGUGAUGUCCUGAUCAUCUGCAUUCCUUUUCUGGGUCUCCAGGAACUCUACGGGGUGUUAGAUCAUCUCCUUGAUGGUCAGGAUCUACCGAGGGCCAGGGAUUUCUAUAGGCAAUUCUGUGUGAAGCUGGCAAAGAGAAAUCAAGAGAUCCUAUGGAUCCUCCACACGCACCUGUUCACCUUCUUCAGCAGCACCUGGGAGAUGAUCAGGAGCGCGGCCGUCAAACUCACAGAUGCCAUUGUUCUCAAUUUGACCAACCAAUAUGUGGAGUUAUUAGACAGAGAGCAGCUGACCACACGGCUCCAAGCGCUUCGGCAAGACCCCUGUAUCAGUGUCCAGAGAGCAGCUGAAGCUGCCUUGCAGACCCUCUUGAGAAGGUGUAAAGACAUAAGCAUCCGUCCAUAAGCCAUCAGGAAAUAAACCACUAGGCUUUUUCUA